Molecule: messenger RNA, 1936 nt
Organism: Salpingoeca rosetta
Lineage: Eukaryota; Choanoflagellata; Craspedida; Salpingoecidae
Product: galactonolactone dehydrogenase
Exons: 3
Coding region: 119-1876 (585 amino acids)
Cellular component (GO): membrane
Molecular function (GO): galactonolactone dehydrogenase activity; D-arabinono-1,4-lactone oxidase activity; FAD binding
Source: RefSeq, a predicted model, not a curated record
ACACAUCCACAGGCGGCAUGAAAUGACCACCACGGACACCAAGCAAAGAAGUGCAUGUUACAGCCAAAAGAAGCAAGACAACAACGCAAGAAGCCAAGAAGACUAAAGUCAGAGGACAAUGGUGGUGGGGAGGGUGUUCAUGCGGUGGGCAGCUGUGGCGGGAGCAGCAUCGGGAGCAGCGCUGCUGCACCCAUGGAGCGCAUGGGAACCAGCCAGCAAAGGGGAAGAGGGAAGAGGUGGCACCACCACCAUCACACACGGCUGGAUGCGUGGAUGUCGCCUGGCGCACGCAGAAGCAGGCAGGGAUGAUGACGACGGCAAUCAUGACCACGACAGUCACGAGGUGGUCAACUGGUCUGGGACGCACACGGCGUGGCCUCGCGUGUUCGUGGAGCCGAACAGCCUGGGUGAGGUGGAGGACGCGCUUGCGAGAGCACACGCGACGGGCCAGCGGCUGCGCGUUGUGGGCUCGGCCAUCUCGCCAAACGGCCUGGCAUUCAGUGACGAGGGCAUGCUGAGCAUGGUCAACUGCAACCGCGUGCUGUGGGUGGACCCGGACUCGAAGCAGGUGUGCGUGGAGGCCGGCGCACGCGUGGCAGACGUCGUGGAGAAGCUCCGGCCAUAUGGGCUCACGCUGCAGAACUACGCGUCCAUCCGAGAGCAGCAGAUUGGCGGCUUCGUGCAAGCCGGCGCGCACGGCACCGGCGCAGCCAUCCCGCCCGCGGACGACCAGGUUGUUGGCUUCAGCCUCAUCACGCCCGCCCAGGGCACCUUGAGCGUCACACGCGAGUCACACCCGGAGCUGUUUGACCUCGCACGCGUUGGACUCGGUGCGCUGGGCAUCAUGGGCACCGUCACGCUGCAGUGCGUUGAUCACCACCUCCUGACGGAGCGAACUAGCGUCAUCACGCGCGAGGAGGCCCGCCGCGGCCACAAGGAGCGGCUGCGGCGCAACAAGCACGUCCGAUACAUGUGGAUCCCGUACGAGGACGCCGUGGUUGUUGUGGAGUGCAACAACACCACACAUGCCGCGCGGGCACAGGACGAAGCAGAGGCCGAGGAGAAGCAGGCGAGCGAGCACGAGGCAUAUGCGCUGGCGCCACUGCGAUCGCUGCUGCAACAGGUCAACCCGAGCAUCUCCCAAGACCGCAUGCGCACGAUGCACUUUGCGGACCUUCGCGACGCCAUCCUGGCCGCCAACCCUCGAGAUGUUGAGCACGUGAAGAAGUGCAACGCUGCCGAAGCCGAGUUCUGGCGCCGAAACCAGGGCAUCACCAGCGUCGGCUACAGCGACGAGGUGCUUGGAUUUGAGUGCGGAGGGCAGCAGUGGGUGAACGAGGUGUGCUUCCCUGCAGGCACGUUGCAAGCGCCCGACAUGGCCGAUAUGGCGUUCAUGGCAGACCUGCUCGCCCUGAUUGAGGACAACCACGUGCCUGCACCGGCGCCUAUCGAGCAGCGGUGGACGCGCACCUCCACCUCCGCCAUGAGUGUCGGUGGCCCUGGGCCAGGCCGCGUACCGGCACACGAGGACGGCAUCCACGCAUGGGCGGGCAUCAUCAUGUACUUGUGUACGGCAGACACGCGCGAGCGCGAGGCCAUUACGCAAGCGUUCUUCAAGUACAGGCAAUUGGUCGCCGACAACCUUGAUGCCAAGUAUGACGCGUAUGUACACUGGGCCAAGCUUGAAGUCCCAACAGAUCCCGCUGAGCUGCGUGAGUUGAGAGCACGCAUGCGAGAGCGCUUCCCCGUUGACCGGUUCAAUCACUUCAGGCGACGGCUCGACCCACGUGGUGUCCUCAGCAACACAUUCAUCGCCAAACUCUUUGACGAGCAGGAAGACAACGGCACCAGCCACACCUCACCGCAAACAGCGUAGCAGCUGCAUGUGUGUGUGUGUGUGUGUGUGUGUGUGUGUGUGUGUGUGUGUGUGUGUGUG